Molecule: messenger RNA, 1565 nt
Organism: Penicilliopsis zonata CBS 506.65
Lineage: Eukaryota; Fungi; Ascomycota; Eurotiomycetes; Eurotiales; Aspergillaceae
Exons: 3
Coding region: 343-1449 (368 amino acids)
Biological process (GO): L-leucine biosynthetic process
Cellular component (GO): cytosol
Molecular function (GO): magnesium ion binding; 3-isopropylmalate dehydrogenase activity; NAD binding
Source: RefSeq, a predicted model, not a curated record
AGGCAACUCUUCAUCUCCUUUUCUACCCAAAAUUAACCAGUCUAUCAUAUUAUACACCAAAAGAACCAGCAGAACACACUCAGCAUUCAAUAAUCACGACUGAUGGCACAAGGUAUAUUAGCAUGCACCACUUGCGGUAGCAGCCGAGAACAAUACGACGGUCGGGGCAACGCCGUGACAAUCGGCGCUGUCACCCCGCACUAUCGCCGUGCUGACCGAGGAGAAAUGGGGGGAGGGGGAAGUAUAUAGAGGAAAUGAUCUUCUGGCCCAAGAGUCUGUCUCCGGAUUUGCCACGAACUCAUUGCUAUUGGGAAUAGAAAUCAAUCGUCUUGGUCGGCCAUCAUGUCGCAAAACUUCAACAUCCUUGUCCUUCCCGGUGAUGGAAUUGGGCCCGAAGUCAUGGCCGAGGCGACCAAAGUCUUGCAAGCCUUUGAAACCCCGACUCGCCAGUUUUCUCUACGCUCGGAGCUCAUCGGCGGCUGUAGCAUAGAUGCCCACGGGAAGUCUGUCACGGAGGAAGUCAAGCAGGCGGCGCUGGAGUCCGACGCGGUGUUAUUUGGUGCCGUCGGCGGACCGAAAUGGGACAGCGCGAGACGCGGGCUCGACGGGCCCGAAGGUGGGCUCCUACAGCUUCGUAAGGCAAUGGACAUCUACGCGAACCUGAGACCCUGUUCGGCGAGCUCGCCCAGCGAAUCAAUCGCGAGGGAGUUCAGCCCGUUCAAGGAGGAGGUCGUUCGGGGAGUGGACUUUUUGGUGUUGAGAGAGAAUUGUGGGGGGGCCUACUUUGGAAAGAAGAUCGAGGAAGAGACAUACGCCAUGGAUGAAUGGGGAUACUCGGAGGCCGAAAUCCAACGCAUCACCCGCCUAGCCGCGCAAAUCGCCAUGCGGCACGAGCCAGCCUGGCCGGUCAUCUCGUUGGACAAGGCGAACGUUCUCGCGUCUUCGCGGCUCUGGCGGCGCGUGGUCGAGCGGACAAUGACGACAGAGUUCCCCCAGGUGAAGUUCAUGCACCAGCUUGCGGAUUCGGCCUCGUUGAUCAUGGCGACCAAUCCACGCGCCUUGAACGGCGUGAUCCUCGCAGAUAACACCUUUGGCGAUAUGCUUUCCGACCAGGCGGGCUCCAUCAUCGGGAGUCUAGGAGUCCUGCCUAGUGCGAGUCUCAACGGCCUACCCGGUGAUGAAAGCUUGAAGACUCGGCCAUACGGGCUGUACGAGCCAACGCACGGAUCUGCUCCAGACAUCGCCGGCCAGAACAUCGCCAAUCCCGUCGCUAUGAUCCUGUGCGUGGCGUUGAUGUUCCGUUACUCCCUGGGGAUGGAAAGAGAGGCGAAACAGAUCGAGGAUGCCGUGAGGGCCGUACUGGAUUCAGGCAUUCGGACGCCAGACCUGGGAGGGAAAUCGGGAACAAAGGAUGUGGGGGAUGCUAUUGUUGCUGCGUUGGAGAGCUAGACACAUCUAGGGGUACCCAAGCUUAGACACAAGCCCGAUAUUUUAUUCUUAUAUAUAUACUUAUAGGUAUGAGUCAUUCCUUUCCUGGUCUCUAUAAUUCAUUUUAGGCAUUGAAC